Messenger RNA from Magallana angulata, 1822 nucleotides. RefSeq lists its product as uncharacterized. Gene Ontology annotation, biological process: immune response. The transcript is spliced from 8 exons. Gene Ontology annotation, cellular component: membrane. Gene Ontology annotation, molecular function: tumor necrosis factor receptor binding. The coding region runs from base 97 to 1083 and encodes 328 amino acids. The record is from RefSeq and is a predicted model, not a curated record. Lineage: Eukaryota; Metazoa; Mollusca; Bivalvia; Ostreida; Ostreidae.
CACUAUUCCAAAUAGAGUUAAUUUUGCAAAGCAUCUUAUAUGUAGCAAAAUUUGUACUUUGAUUUGGGGAAAUCGUCGGGAAAAUCCCAGUUCUAAAUGGAGUGCAAUUAUUUACCGAAAUCGGAAACCACGUGCAUGUGUCUGCCGAAUAAAGAAAGGUCAUGUUGCGGUGAUAAUUCUAGCCAUGGACCUCUUAUCAAAAUACUGUUAUUUGUUGUCAUAAUUUUAUCACUAGCUGUCACCUAUUUGUUCAUUCAAACUCAUCAACUAAAUGAUGCGCUGCACAAGCUGCAAAUGCAAGAUGCAUCGAUGCAAAAUGGUCAACAUCAUAAUGUUCAAAUUCAGGAAUUCAUUAAAACUUUGGAGCAAAGCACACCCGACAUCUACAUGAACUUUGAACAGAAAAGAGAAAAAAGAAACGGUCGAUGGAAAACCCAAGUCAGGGAAGAAAUCGGCAUAAUGAAAGAACAUAUUAGUAACAUAGUUAACAUCACCAUCCCAAAUUUGGAAGCUGGAAUAAUGAAGAAAGUGGUUCAUUUGGGAAUGUCUAGGGAUAUGACACAAGAUAUCCUGCAUGCUCCGGUUAAUAAUAUAGACGUCUGUCGUGGUGGCAAACACUGUCUUCGAUGGAGUAAUCCCGAAUCCACUUAUUCACGUACGUUUGAUUACCCAAGAGACAAUGCGUAUGACAUGCCUGUUGCUAUCAAAGUUCGCAGUCCUGGGAUCUAUUUUGUUUAUGCACAAGUCGCCGUCAAUGGACCACAGCAAGGAUACGAACCAUCAGUCGGCUUUGAGGCAGUUCUGGUCCGUGGUACUGUAAAUAAGACCUUGACAAAGAGUUACAUUACACAGGAUGAUAGGGGACAGGUGUAUCAUGGUGCAGGUCACGGAGAGCAUCCUUUUGAUACAAUAAAUCUGAUGGGGACAUUCAAGCUUUUGUGUGACGACUACAUAGUAAUCAGGCCUAUUGGGGACCCAAAAUUGGUGUACACAAACACCGAGGCCUCCUAUUUUGGUGUGGUCCAGAUAAAUCCAGCGCGCUCAUUGUUGCAUGGUGACUAUAGCUGUAACCCCCAAGAAUAAUAACUCUUGCAAGUACUUCAAACUAAAUUCAGACAGAUAUCAGUUGUUUCCCUUUAACGUUGGAAUGAACCAAUCAUAUUUUUGUUCCUUAAUUUUAGAUAUGUCAACUAAAGAUAAAUUUUGUAAUUUCCUUGAUCCAUAUCUUGUUGACAUUUUGUAAAUAGAUUUUAAAUAUUCGUAUUCUUAGUGGUACUGGCAGUUCAAUGCACAAAGAUUAUAUAAACUACCGUGAUAUGUAUAUAGAUGUAUCAUGAAGUUGGUAUAGGCUGUAACAGGUGUCACCAACGCCUGAUAUGUUAACUCUUUGAAUUUUAUUCCAUGUAAUUCUGAAUUAUCGAGUUUUAGGUGGUGGGAAAGGAUACUGGUCGAUCUGAGGUUCGUAAUUUAUUAUUCUCUAUUAGAUUAUUUUGAUAUCAAAAUGUAAAUAUGUAAUGGUGUCGUUACGUAAAUACAUAUAUAUUUUAUCAAAGCGUCUUUCUGUAUAUAACAUCAAUAAUUGUGCACGUUGUUGUGUAAAUUAUUGGUGGCUGGUAUGGAAACGGGUUAGAGAUUGUAUAUUUAUAUAGAAUUUGUGUAUAACUGUGUAUUAUAAUUAUAAUCUUUGUGUAUUAUAAUUAUUACAAGUAUGGCAUCCUGUUUCAUGAAGGUGAUUUACAAAACAUUAAGCAUAUAUUACUGUUAAUAAUUCUCUUGCCUUUUAUAUAUUAUCUGUUGAGUUUCCUGUUGAAUAAAUAUUGUU